Larimichthys crocea (large yellow croaker) is the source of this 1547-nucleotide messenger RNA. RefSeq names its product glutamate-ammonia ligase (glutamine synthase) b (gene glulb). The transcript has 6 exons. Gene Ontology annotation, cellular component: cytoplasm. Lineage: Eukaryota; Metazoa; Chordata; Actinopteri; Sciaenidae. Bases 1 to 1122 code for a protein of 373 amino acids. The record is from RefSeq and is a predicted model, not a curated record. Gene Ontology annotation, molecular function: glutamine synthetase activity.
AUGGCCACCUCAGCAAGUUCAAAACUGAACAAAGCUGUUAAACAGCAGUACAUGGAUCUCCCUCAGGGGGACAUGGUCCAAGCCAUGUAUAUCUGGAUAGAUGGAUCUGGAGAGGGGUUGCGCUGCAAGACCAGAACUUUGGAUUUUGAACCCAAAACGAUCGAGGAUCUUCCCGAGUGGAAUUUUGAUGGCUCAAGCACUUACCAGUCAGAGGGAUCCAACAGCGACAUGUUUCUGAUCCCUGCAGCCAUGUUCAGGGAUCCGUUCAGGAAAGACCCCAACAAGCUGGUGCUGUGUGAGGUCCUCAAGUACAACCGUAAACCAGCAGAGACCAAUCUGCGCAAAACCUGUAAACAGAUCAUGAGCAUGGUGGAGAAUAACCACCCGUGGUUUGGCAUGGAGCAGGAGUACACUCUCCUGGGAACAGACAGUCAUCCCUUCGGCUGGCCAUCCAACGGUUUCCCAGGUCCCCAAGGACCGUAUUACUGUGGUGUGGGAGCAGAUAAGGCCUAUGGAAGAGACAUAGUGGAGGCACACUACAGAGCCUGUCUGUACGCUGGGGUUAAGAUCUGUGGAACCAAUGCUGAAGUCAUGCCAGCUCAGUGGGAAUUCCAGGUGGGGCCUUGCGAAGGCAUCAACAUGGGGGAUCAUCUGUGGAUUGCCCGCUUCAUCCUUCACAGAGUGUGUGAGGAUUUCGGUGUGAUUGUGUCCUUUGACCCCAAACCAAUAUCAGGGAACUGGAAUGGUGCUGGCUGCCACACCAACUUCAGCACAAAGGGCAUGCGAGAGGAUGGUGGACUUAAAAUCAUUGAGGAGGCGAUUGAAAGGCUGGCAAAGAGACACAGGUAUCACAUCCGGGCCUACGAUCCCAAAGGUGGGCUCGACAAUGCCAGACGCCUCACUGGCUAUCACGAAACAUCCAGCAUUGACGAGUUCUCAGCCGGUGUGGCCAACCGUGGUGCUAGCAUCCGCAUCCCUCGCUCAGUGGGGCAGGACAAGAAGGGCUACUUUGAGGACCGCCGUCCAUCCGCCAAUUGCGACCCUUACAUUGUCACGGAGGCCUUGGUGCGCACAUGUUUACUCAAAGAAGAGGGGGAGGAGCCCACAGAUUACAGCAAAUGAACAGACCAACGACGACCAAGACGUUUUUAAAUUUUCUACUUGACAGAUGAAAAGAUAAUUGUUUUCUUUGUUGAAGCAAAUCUUUACCGCAGGCACAAACACUGCCUUUUUGCAUUUAGUCAUGAUGCCAUGGUAAAAGAUCAUUUGUAAUUAAUCAUAUUGUGGUAAUGUGUUUUAACUUGUACUAACAACAGUCCGAAUGCAGCAGGUUUGCUGUAGAUGGUAACUCUGACCCAAAGGAUCCCAAAGGCAUUUGAAUGUUUUUAUCAGUCUUGGCCUGUCUCUGUCACAGUGUUGAUUUUUAUCAUGUUAUGGAUAGAAUAAGUCAUGCACAUUUCUGUAGUUUUUGUUUUUUAAGAAUGCAUGUCUGUUUUCACUUGUUAUUGUCACAACAAACACUUAAAUAAACAUCUAGCAUUUUUAUA